This is a messenger RNA of Pseudovirgaria hyperparasitica, 1804 nucleotides long. RefSeq lists its product as uncharacterized. The transcript is spliced from 5 exons. NCBI's taxonomy places the organism in Eukaryota, Fungi, Ascomycota, Dothideomycetes, Acrospermales, Acrospermaceae. The record is from RefSeq and is a predicted model, not a curated record. The coding region runs from base 330 to 1529 and encodes 399 amino acids.
AUAACAUGUAUAUGGGUAUUCCUAUAUGCUACAAAAUUAUCAUGUAGCCCUAUUCCAUCGAGAGUAAAGAGUUUAUUGAAAGAAAGUAAGAUGGUCUAUAUGAAAAACAUAGAGUAUUACUACCGAGGAAACAUAUAGUAUAGACAAUAUACUGUAUCAAGGUUUCAUUCAGAGAUGUAAGUAGAAUGUGUCCGUAUCGCCAUCGCCCCCGAAUUCACGAUCACUUGGGACUGGCAUCAAUCUGAACACGCCGAUUCUCUCACAGUCAUCGGAGUCUAUGUAUCCAUGUACAAAUCCGUGAAGUUGCAUGGUCACAGAUAGAUAGAGGCAUGUCCCCUCAUCACUCCUCCCUGGCAGGCCUUCUCCAUCGUGUGACCUCCGUUUUAGCUUCUGUCGGCUCGGGAAACCUGAAGGCUCAAUCAUUUGCUGCACAAGCUGUUGCGGCGGUAUUGGCCUGGAUCCUGAUAUACGCUGGAUACUGGCUCACUUUCUUGAAUCAAUAUGUUCUUGCGACUGGUCGUUUCAAAUUUCCAUACCCUCUUGCCGCAACCUUGAUACAGCUCACGGUGUCAGCCGCCCUGUAUACAACUCUGCUUGCCAUAAGUCGACUCUGGCGCCCCGAUUCAAGUGAUCGCUAUCAGCCGUUAUCUUCGUGGAAUCAACAUGAUGGUGCUGCUUCCAUCGGUAGUGUUCUCGAAGAGUCUCGACAGAGACACUCGAAAGGGCCCACGCCCGCAGUCAUCAUACAACGAAUCCACUCUUGGGGAAAGCAGUAUAUAAUGCUGGCCCUCGUGCUGUGUGCGAAGCUCUACUUCUCGAAUUGUUCAUUGGCAUAUUCCGACGCCCACAACUACGAACUCGCUGAGAUCAUCGCGGCUUCUCUCCUAAUGACAUACACCAUCGCUCACGCCAAUGACGAACUAUCUUCCCUUAGCAUCACUACGUUUCUAAUCGCUACCAUGAACGCCUUUUUCGCUGACAUCAAACCCAACAUUCGCCUCCCAUGGGAGGUCAUAUUGUCAUUGGUAUUUUCAUGUCUUCUCUCUGCCGCCUUUCCCGCAAUCCUCAUACGAGCGUAUGGAUUCCACGCGGAGCCUGCCACAACAUGGUCUCAACGUUCUGAAGACGGAGAUCUUGCUCCUGCGCUGAACCAUGUUUCGUUGACUGAACGACUUCGCAUUUCACUUGAACUACUACGCAACGCCGUUUUACUGUCGCUGCUACUUGUCUUGACACUGUUCAUUGUAACAGGCGAGAUAUUAUCUGUCUGGCGGAACUACUACUUCCUCGGCGAUCAAUCCUUUAUCCUGAUAAUGGCUGCUAGUGGUGGCCUCACGGCGCUGACGAUCUGUUCAACCCUUCUCCUUGUACAGGCUACGAGCCCAUUAUUUGUGGUUUUUGUGCCAGUAAUGAAGAUUUUGUGGCGGCUUUGGUGGUACGACAGUAAGCUCGAUGGUAUGAGCCACAUUCGGGUUGUUGUGGGUGGGUUGGCCGGGCUCUGGUUUUCUGGGAGCGGCUCAUGGCCAUGAAGCGGUGAGCACAUGUCACGCAAACACGAACACCAAUCUUGCUCCCGCCAACUCGAACACAGCGUUUAUUGAUCAACGGUGACCUGAUGUCGUGGUUUGGUGAAACAAGAAACAAGAGAUAGUCUUGGCAUUAUCAGCAGAUCUCAAACGAUGCAUGAAACGUUGCUGUGAGAUCCGCUAUGGCUCGAGAAAGCUACGUUCAGGACCGCUAAGGCAUAAAAACGGAGACCGACGUAACUCUAAACCUAUCAUUAAUCUAAGCUUCUACUGCGUCU